AUGGAUUGGGUGAUUGGGUGGUGGUGGAGUGGGAGGUGGUAUCGAAUGGAGGGAUGUACGUGGUUGUGGAUUAGCUGGAUGAAGACAACUUUGGAUGACCUUCACUACCACCAGAGUUUGUCUAUUCGAUUGAAAUCUCUAGCUGCGUCAGCCGACUUCCCACACAUGCUCUUCUACGGGCCUUCUGGAGCUGGAAAGAAGACACGGAUCAAUUGUACUCUAAGGCAGCUGUUUGGGAGUGGUGUUGAGAAGCUCAAAAUUGAUCAACGAGUGUUUAUCUCGCCGUCGAAACGCAAGCUGGAAAUAAACGUCGUUCAAAGCAAUUUUCACAUCGAGAUCACUCCCAGUGAGGCCGGAAAUUAUGACAGAGUUGUCAUUCAAGAUUUGCUAAAGGAAAUUGCGCAGACGCAGCAGGUAGACUUGAACGCGAAGCAUAGAUUCAAAGUCAUUGUGAUUAACGAAGCGGACUCUCUUUCCCGUGAUGCCCAAGCAGCGUUGCGUCGAACGAUGGAGAAAUACAUGUCAAACAUCACCAGCAAACUAAUAGCACCGAUAAAGAGUGGUUGUCUACUUAUGCGAGUCGCUGCAUCGAACACAGAAGAAAUGCAAAUUGUCUUGGAACAUGUAGCAAAGAAACUGAAGUUCGACUUACCUGAAGAAGCAUCACAACAGAUCGCCGAAGACUCUGGUGGCAACAUGCGCAAAGCAUCACUCGUCUUCCAAGCCUUGAAAAUGCAAUCGCCAGAUCUUUCAGGUUCACUGACAAUCGCCAAACCAGACUGGGAGAUCUACUGCCACAAGGUCGCUGAUCUCAUCGUCCAAGAACAGUCACCAGCACGCGUUUUGGAAACCGUUGCAGAGCGGGUGGUGGAGAGAGUGGAUGAGGCUAUGAAAGCCGAUGUUAUGCAUUGGGCUGCAUUUUAUAUUUAUCACCUAGAGGCUUGGGUAGUGAAGGUCAUGGCUCCUAGUCAUGGUCAGCUUUCAUAG
Suillus plorans is the source of this 987-nucleotide messenger RNA. RefSeq names its product P-loop containing nucleoside triphosphate hydrolase protein. Bases 1 to 987 code for a protein of 328 amino acids. The transcript has 11 exons. Gene Ontology annotation, cellular component: DNA replication factor C complex; nucleus; Rad17 RFC-like complex. NCBI's taxonomy places the organism in Eukaryota, Fungi, Basidiomycota, Agaricomycetes, Boletales, Suillaceae. The record is from RefSeq and is a predicted model, not a curated record. Gene Ontology annotation, molecular function: DNA clamp loader activity; ATP hydrolysis activity; DNA binding. Gene Ontology annotation, biological process: DNA-templated DNA replication; DNA repair.